This is a messenger RNA of Cooperia oncophora, 585 nucleotides long. NCBI's taxonomy places the organism in Eukaryota, Metazoa, Nematoda, Chromadorea, Rhabditida, Trichostrongylidae. The record is from the annotation of a GenBank genome assembly.
AUGAAUCUCUCGUUCUAUAGAGCCGCAGAUUGGAAGCUCGAUGCACCUGAUUGGACUGGACGCAUGAAAUUGGUGGCAAUUGGUAAACGGCUAGAACUUCGACUAGAAGACAAAUCAACGGGUAAGCUCUACGCGAAAUGUCCAAUUGAUUCCUAUCCGGGCGUGUGUAUUGAGCCAGUUACUGACUCAUCAAGAUACUUUGUUCUUCGGCUGAAGAAUGACGCGGGUCUGAUGGCCUUCGUCGGUUGUGGUUUUGCGGAUCGAGGAGACUCGUUUGAUUUGAAUGUCGCUUUACAGGACCAUUUCAAAUAUAUUGAAAAGUCUGCUGAGCUUGAAGGGCAAACAAGUCAUCCUCAGCCUAGCCUCGAUCUAGCGUUUAAGGAAGGCCAGACAAUUUCUAUCAAUAUUGGUAAGAAAGGCCCAGAUGGUCAACCUUUGCCUGGUCGAUCACGUCCACAACCUGCUCGAGUGGGUGGUAAUGUGCCUCUGCUCCCUCCACCUCCAGGAGGCUCUGCUGUGCGAAGGGCUCCAGCUGCACAGACUGGUUCAACAAGUAGCGCUACAGCUGAGCUGCUGGAUCUGUAG